AGGAUAGCAAUCACAUUCUAAACUCUCCGUUCUCUUCUCAGUGCUGUCGUACCGUCUAAAGACCAUGCCCGCCAUCGUUAACCUCCUCUUCAACGUGGUCUCCACCAACACCACCAUCUCCUUCAACGUGGUGCUGCCGUUGGUGAGCCUGGUCUCCCUCCUGGUGGGGGUGGGGGGCCACCUGCUGCUGUGGCUGGUUCUGAUCAAGAACCGCCGCAGUCGCUCCAAGCCCAGCUCCAUCCUGCUUCUCAACCUCAGCCUGGCAGAUCUGGGCGCUCUCCUCACGCUGCCCUGCGUGCUCCUGAGCGCCCGCUUCCAGAACUGGCAGCUCGGCGGCGCCACCUGUGUCCUCCUGGGAUUUAUGACGUCGGUGACGGUAGGAGUGGAGAUCUUCAGCCUGGCAGCGCUGUCGGUGCUGAGGUAUCGGAUCGUCGCACCGCAGAUGAGACCCCCUGCCAGUCUGACCCAAGUGUUGUGCGCUGUACUGGCCAUUUGGCUGGUGUCGCUGGCCAUGGCCUUACCAAAGGUCACCUACAUCAACUUCAACGGGGGGUGCACUUGGUCGGUUGGACGGACGGAGUGGCUGUUCUUCCUGGUUCCCGCCCUGCUGAUCUACUACGUGGCUCCUCUGUUGUGCAUCGCCAUCAACUGCGGCCUCAUCAUCUCCCACCUCCACAGCUGCAGGAGAACGCUUGCUGCCGACAGACGCAACAAGAAAGCCACCGCUCUGCUGAUUGGCUCAACGCUGGUUUUCGCCAUUAGCUGGCUGCCGUACUACGCGCUUGAGUUUGUCAAUGUUUUAUCCCCGUAUGUGAGUUCAGCAGCCUCUCCGACCGGCAGAUCGGGGACGGAGCUCGCCACCGCUACGCCUUUGUAUCCGUCAGCGUCCUCGCCGGCACCCAACGAGCAAAGGCUGACGAGCGUCACGCUGCUGUGGGAGGUAGCGUCUUUGACGGCCAUUUUGUUGGUGUGCAUGGCGCCGUGCUGGAGCCCCCCUCUGUACUUCCUGCUGUCCCGUCCCGCUGUGCGUCAGCUGAGGGCUCUCCUGCCUUCUUUCAUUCGAGAACAGCUACAGAGAAAAACUGCCCAGCGCUGGCGGAUCGCUCCGGCUCACCCUCCGUGCCUGCCGAUCUCCAACACUCAGACACUGACCAAGUGACCGGGCGACUCGGUAAACGUCUCCCAUCCCGCAAAACAUGAGAAGUAUUCAAGUCACUGCAUAUAUUCCUAACUUGGCAACAGCGUGGUCGACUUCCAGGAAGAAAACCCAUUUGCCAUUGAUGAAACGCAUUAAAGGUCAUAAAAACACAGAGGUUAUCUCCACCAUUACAAUGCCAGGGUCACUUAGAAACUCAGGCUACCAAUAGCCAGCUGGCAGGGGAGAGAGGAGACCUGAAAUGAAAAGGUAAUUGAAAAUACCAACAAGAAGCUCUUCUUUUCAAAUUACACAUCAAAACAUGGUUUAUAGAUCCAGGUCACUGAACUUUCAAACAGCACUUCUAGAAUGGAAGAUGAACCUACAAUAACCAGCCCUUUUUCAGUGGAUAUACAAUGUUUAGUGAUUAACCUCCAAAGCACAUUCAGGGUUAGAUUUUUAGACACGUUUACCAACUGCAACAACAACUUCCAUAAUAUGGCUUCUCUGAUUAAAUACGACAAAUGGAAUGUGCCCUGUAGAAAACCAGUUGAAAGGCUUCAAUUGGAGCCAUUAGAAAGCUCGCAGUACAUCACAACAAACGCAGAACCCUGUAACCCCAUUACCGCAGCGCCUGACAGAGCAACAGCACGGGGGAUGCAGCCUCCCAGGAAAUCUCCCCACAUACGAUGGGAAGCGAUGGUGUCUAAAUUCAACGUCUUAUUAAUACCCUCAUAAAUAGAGGCCUCCUUGACUUCUGACAAGCGUUAACAGAAGCCGACUUGUUUGGCUCGGAGCUCCAACGCCUAUGAAAAAGAGAUGUGACACACUUAAACACAAAAGAAAUCUUAGCCGCUUUGUGAAAAUUACAUGUGAGCAAGCGAAGCCAAUCUGCAUGAAGAGUGGUUUAAUAAUAUAAUGGCACAAAAGGGCAGAAAUUACUCAUAGCAGAGGGAUGGAGCUGCUACCUAAUAACCCACUGCUGAAAGUCAGAUGACGGGUUAAAAAAGAAGAAGUUGCUGCUAAAAAAAGAAGUUGCAAACUCACUGAUUAAAGGUUUUUCAAAAAAAAAAAAAAGAAAUCUCCUCGAGUAGGCAGAUGUUUGCAGAUUUGUUAAUCCCGCUGGACCUCACCUACUGAGUACAUAUAGUUUAAAGACAAAAUUAGACACCAGCUGGCGAACAUAAAGAAACUGAGGGCCCACAUAUUUCCCCGUGGAAUAUAUAUUAUAUUAUAUCUAAAGCUGAGGAAGGAUGUUUGGAUUUACUGUAUUAUUUGGACUAUAAGACGCAUUUAAAAGCCUUAAUUAAAAAAAAAAAAAA
Messenger RNA from Oryzias melastigma (Indian medaka), 2457 nucleotides. RefSeq names its product somatostatin receptor type 3. Lineage: Eukaryota; Metazoa; Chordata; Actinopteri; Beloniformes; Adrianichthyidae. Gene Ontology annotation, molecular function: G protein-coupled receptor activity. The transcript has 2 exons. Gene Ontology annotation, cellular component: membrane. Bases 65 to 1159 code for a protein of 364 amino acids. The record is from RefSeq and is a predicted model, not a curated record. Gene Ontology annotation, biological process: G protein-coupled receptor signaling pathway.